CAAGAACAUGACGCAAUAAUGGCAGAAGGAGUACAAGAGUGAGUAAAGAGAGGAGAGAAGGAAGACUGAGACGUGGAGGCAAGUGGACGGACGGGCAGUCAGAUCGGCGGGACAGAUCAAACAUUUAUAAAAUAGCCAACAAAAGCACUUCCUGUGGAUUUGCUCUGAGAAGAUAACUCCACAAGUGAAUCAGCUCAUAAAGUAGUGAGGACUGCGAAUCCCAAAGUUCUACAAACCAAAGAUUCUUCAAUUCCCCCCCUAAAUGGCGUCAGACCUCUCCAUCUCCGCUGCCCCCCCCAGCUCCCCUCCACCUCUCCUCUCGCCUCCUCUCCUUUCUCACCAGUCAAACCAGAUCGGCAUCUCCAUCCUGGUCCUAGCAUUCGUCUUCGGUUUCCCCGGUAACCUCUUUGUUGUGUGGUCGGUGCUGUGCCGUGUGAGGCAUCGGUCAGUUACCUGCCUGCUCGUCUUAAACCUCGCUGUGGCCGACGCGUUGGUGUUGCUAAGCUCCCCGCUUUUCCUGCGCUUCCUGGCAGGCGGGCGAGGCUGGGAGUUCGGGGCGGUGGCCUGUAAAAUGGUACACUACCUGUGCUGUGUCAACAUGAACGUGUCCAUCUACCUGAUCAGCCUGAUGAGCUUGGAUCGCUGGCUGGCCGUGGCAAGGCCAUUCCUGGCCCAGAGGAUGAGGACCAAGAAAACCCUGAUGGCUGUUCUACUGGGGAUCUGGGUGCUGGCUUUCGUCUUGGCACUGCCCAUGGCCUUCUAUCGCAGUAACCUGAAGCUGCACAUGAACAGCUCCGUGACCGUCUGCAUGUCGUACCACUGGAAAAGUGUGGGUCACCAGGUGUUCCAGUACCUGUUUGAGACCGUCCUGGGCUUCUUCCUCCCCUUCACUUUCAUCAUCGUCUGCUACACCUCCGUCAUCUGUGGACUACGCAGGGCCAUGUUCCAGCACAAGGGACGGGGAAACCGUCUCAUCCUCCUCAUCAUCGGCACCUUCGCUCUCUUCUGGCUGCCCUACCACGUGGUCAACAUCUUACAGGUGAUUGGUCUACUUGGUGGUAACGACACUCUGUUUAAAGCAGCCGCGGUGGCCCGUCCCAACGUCACAGCGCUCGCUUUCCUGAGCAGCAGCGUGAACCCUGUGCUGUACGUGUUCGCUGGCAGCUCCCACAUCCGCCAGGCCGGCCUCAGCUUCAUGGCCAAGCUCUUCGAGGGCACCAACAUUGAGGGAGGGACCUCUGCCUCCUUUACCCGCAGCACAAAGUCCAGCCGGAGUGGUUCCUCGGCCCCGCUGUCACUCAAGCUGGGGCGGUCGGGGAAGGGGAAGGGGAAGGAGGGGGAUGGGAAUAGUGUGACGGAGCUGCAGGAAGCUGAGGUCAAGGUUAAGUCCAAGCCGGAGCUCAAGACUUUGACCUCCAAUGAUCAGUUGGAGUAGUGUUACUUUUUGUGGCCUACUGUACUAGUCAUAGGUUUACCGUAUUUAAUGUAUUUCGCAGAUCUUUGAUACAAUUUGUGCUUUAUAGCUAGUGUUUGUGGUUGCCUCCAUGCAAUUUCUGGAUAAUAUUAUAAAAUAUCCUUAAAGUUUUAACCUGUUAACAAAUCGAGUCAAUGGCUGUGCCAAUGGCUAGUUGAGCAAAUUGAAGUGUUUUCUUCUCAUGCAUAAUGCAAGGCAUUAUCACUGGGAUAUGAGGUAACAACAGGCUUUGCCUAUGUUAAGUGUUUUAAAAAGUACAGAAGUGUUUGUUAGGCAUUUAGCCUGUGUUUAAAAUAUGCUUAUAUUAUUUAAAGAGAAAAAAGUGAUUGUAUUUCUGUUAAGUGUUUGGGAAAUAAAGAUGGACAUGGUUUUAAAAAGGUAGUGGUGAUAUUUUAUUCAGUACAUAAUUUUUUAGGCGGCUUUACUUGCCACUUCCUGCGGCUCAACUUACACCAUACAUUUGUGGUUGCCUCCAUGCAAUUUCUUGGAUAAUAUUAUAAAAUAUCCUUAAAGUUUUAACCUGUUAACAAAUCGAGUCAAUGGCUGUGCCAAUGGCUAGUUGAGCAAAUUGAAGUGUUUUCUUCUCAUGCAGGGUAAGUUGUGCCAAAAUAACACUUUUUUUUAAUACAAGCUAUAUUUUCAAAACUGUAAUAUUUACAUGGAUUCUGAUUAUUUCCAAGGAUAUACAACAUCCUGAAAAGUAUAGUGAUAUCUUUGUUAGAUAGAAUACUAUAUUAUUCCUAACAAAGAUAUCUACAUAUAUUUCAAAAUGUUUUGUACCCUUGGAAAUAAUCAGAAUUCAUGUAAAUAUUACAGUUUUGAAAAUAUAGCCUUUCCAGAAAAAGAGUAGUCACUUGGCACAACUUACCCUGGGUACGGGGUAAGUUGAGCAUUGGGACAGGGUAAGUUGAGAUGCCUUGGGGAUAGUGGGUGAUGGUGCUGGUAGGUCAAAGUUUAGAGAAGUAUGCAAAUAAAAUUGUAUUGGUCACAUACACAUGGUUAGCAGAUGUUAAUGCGAGUGUAGCGAAAUGCUUGUGCUUCUAGUUCCAACAGUGCAGUAUUAUCUAACAAGUAAUCUAACAAUUCCUAACAACUACCUAAUACACACAAAUCUAAAGGGGUGAAUGAGAAUAUGUACAUAUAAGUAUAUGGAUGAGCAAUGGCCGAGUGGCAUAGGCAAGGGGCAGUAGGUGGUAUAAAAUACAGUAUAUACAUGUGAUAUGAAUAAUGUAAGAUACACAAACAUGAUUAAAGUACCACUAUUUAAAGUGGCAUUGUUUAAAGUGACUAGUGAUCCAUUUUAUUAAAGUGUCCAGUGAU
Messenger RNA from Oncorhynchus kisutch (coho salmon), 2794 nucleotides. Its product is annotated as leukotriene B4 receptor 1. The coding region runs from base 263 to 1435 and encodes 390 amino acids. Gene Ontology annotation, molecular function: complement receptor activity; leukotriene receptor activity. Lineage: Eukaryota; Metazoa; Chordata; Actinopteri; Salmoniformes; Salmonidae. Gene Ontology annotation, cellular component: plasma membrane. Gene Ontology annotation, biological process: positive regulation of cytosolic calcium ion concentration; phospholipase C-activating G protein-coupled receptor signaling pathway; inflammatory response. The record is from RefSeq and is a predicted model, not a curated record. The transcript is spliced from 4 exons.